This is a messenger RNA of Entelurus aequoreus (snake pipefish), 827 nucleotides long. Its product is annotated as metalloproteinase inhibitor 2-like. The record is from RefSeq and is a predicted model, not a curated record. Bases 85 to 687 code for a protein of 200 amino acids. Gene Ontology annotation, cellular component: extracellular matrix. Gene Ontology annotation, biological process: negative regulation of membrane protein ectodomain proteolysis; negative regulation of endopeptidase activity. Gene Ontology annotation, molecular function: protease binding; metalloendopeptidase inhibitor activity. NCBI's taxonomy places the organism in Eukaryota, Metazoa, Chordata, Actinopteri, Syngnathiformes, Syngnathidae. The transcript is spliced from 5 exons.
CCACCCUCAAGAAAGGACACCAGAAUAUUUGCCUGCUGAACUUAUUUUCCCCAAAUCUUCUCUUUGUUAGCUACAUUUUCUUCCAUGAUGAGUUGGAUGAAGUGUUGUGUGUUCCCCCUGGUGCUGCUGUGCAUGUGGCAGCUGCAAGAAGGAGCACACGCCUGCAGUUGUCUUCUGACGCAUCCGCAGACUUCAUUCUGCCAAUCAGAUGUCGUCAUCAGGGCAAAGGUGGUUGCAAAAAAAGCUGGAGGUGGUAACUUUAACAACGUCAAGUAUGACAUCAAACACAUUGCGACUAUCAAGGGCCCCAAGAAGCUGUUUUAUACCCUCUACACUGCAUCCAACUCUGCAGCAUGUGGUGUGACUCUGACCCUAGGUGUAGAAUAUUUUAUCAAAGGCCAAAUGAGGUCUGACGGGUCUCUGCACGUAUCAUCCUGUAACUACCCUGUACCCUGGAAAAGCAGCCACACGAUCCUGGUAGAACGUUAUCUGAUGGGCUGUGAUUGCAAAAUCACUCGAUGUGACUCUGUCCCGUGUGGGAUCAGCGGCCCGACUGAGUGCUUGUGGACGGACCAGCUGACUGCUAAUUCGGUCAAAGUGGAGCAGGACAAACAAUGUGCUUGCGUCAAGAAAAGUGAUGGUUCUUGUGCUUGGUACCAGGAGGCCGCCUCACCCAAAAAUUAUUAAUGGACAUUAAAGACCCGUAAAUUACAAAUUGAUUUAUUUGCAGAUGCAUUCUUUAAAUUACAAUCAUGAUUUUGGCGCUUUCUGACUCCCAAGCACUUUGGUACAAAAUUGUUUCAAUAAGAAUAAAAACAAAACUGAAA